Lasiosphaeria miniovina is the source of this 2739-nucleotide messenger RNA. RefSeq names its product vacuolar segregation subunit 7-domain-containing protein. Gene Ontology annotation, biological process: protein localization to vacuolar membrane; positive regulation of phosphatidylinositol biosynthetic process; vacuole inheritance. Lineage: Eukaryota; Fungi; Ascomycota; Sordariomycetes; Sordariales; Lasiosphaeriaceae. The record is from RefSeq and is a predicted model, not a curated record. The transcript has a single exon. Gene Ontology annotation, cellular component: fungal-type vacuole membrane; PAS complex. The annotation marks the transcript as partial.
CACCCUGCCCUGUCCCGCGAGUCCGCGUCCAGCAUAGUCACAAUCACCCCCAAGACAGACUCGUGGCCUUCAAAGUUGCCGUCGCAGCCUUCAGUCGCCUCGACGGCAACAUCAUCCGCCGUGCCUUCACCACUGCCAUCGCGCGACCCCUCCCCGACCAGGCCGCUUUCGCGGACGAACACCUCGAGGGCCUCCUCCGCAAACCCCGGCACGAGGUCACGCAAAAACAGCCACCAAGACCUUAGUCCGGCUCGGCAUGCAAAGCCAAAUACUCCGGCCCUACCGUCCUCGUCGAGGAUCCUUUCGUCGGCUACCACGCCGGCUCUCCUUCCUGCCGCUUCGGAUCCUAACAUCGCGGCGCCUGUACCUGUCAAGUCGCCAACAGCAUUAGAACAUCUUAGAGAAUCGCCCCGGUGGCCAGUCUCGCCUAGGUUGCGGUCUCCACCACCGAUUCUCAACAAGCCUAACCUUGGGCCGCCGCGGAGAGGGGAGCAGGAGUCGCCGUUGCCACCCUUGAUCAACCUCCAACGUGCGACGCCCCCGCAGCCGCCAUUACACCCAGAUCCCCAGUCAGACACAGAAGCCGAGGAAUCCGUCCCGUCUGGAGUGAGAACCCCCGCGCGCGGGCCGCCGAGUUCGUCAACGUUGGAGACAGUCCAGGAGGCGAGCCCGCUGUCCUCGCCCCGGAACCGCGAAGAUUCAAUGGAGGAAAAGUUGGACGAUAGCUUUAUCUCGGAAACCUCGCAGACCGAUGUCGUCGAUCCGGCCUUCUCCAAGAACCUGCUGGGCAAGGCAAAUCUGGCCACGCAGGAGAGCGGCAGCGAGGCCGGUAGCAUCAAAGCCGAGCGGCGGACUGGACCUACCAGCGCACCGUCCCUAACAACAAGGCAAUCUAGCGCAUCCGUCAGGCCCGGCGCGGGGAAGGGAAAGGCCGGCGAGGUCUCCCUGCAGAGCAUGACGGUGGAAACUGAGACGGUAACAUCGGUGCCGCAAGCGGCUCUUGCGCCCGGGGCCGGGGCGCCGGGGUCGAACGGAAGUUUGCGCACCAAGCCCAGCACAGAGACGAUUCGGCCAAAGAAGGAGAAGAAGAAACCGGCACGGAAACAGCCCGCCGUUGCCGCUGGCACUGGUGAGCCGCCGAAUUCAGUUGUUAUCCCUAGUUUGCGACAUCAUCAGUCCGACAGAUCAGUGUCGUCGGCUGCCGAUUUGUGUAUUUCUCCAGCAAAGUACUAUGGACACCUCGAAGUCUCGACGAGUCCCAGGGCUCUUUCGCCAGGCUUCCGGAGGUCGAGUUUGGUUGCAAAUCCCAUGAGCACGUUACUAACUAAGCUUCGUCCAGCGUCAUCCAAGGCCGACAUCUUUGAGGCCAAGGUGGCGAGCGCCGUGGAGGAGGCUAACUCUUCAGACUCGGAAGAAACGUUUGUCUACGACUCUAACCCGCCCGAUGCGCGUGAACGUCCCCACAGGUUUCAUUCCCGAACACCAAGCGCAACGUCAAUGGCAAGCCAGGUUGACCGCAACGGCAUGCGCUCGAUCCAUGCAGUGAUGGAGAGUACCGUUCCCACGAUGGCGGUCAAGAAGAGCAUGAAGUUCGUGAACUCGUACAAUAGCAACGCUAAUGAAAGUGCGGUUGGCGAGGACGACGGCAAAGGGACAGGAAGGAGCAACACGGCUGGCUCUGCUCGAGGGACUGCCCGCCAUCAUCACCACUUCGGGCGAUGGGGUCGAAACGGGAGCGGGAAUAGCCACCCAUCACUCUUUACGGACCCGUCUCCGUUCAGCGCCUCACAGUCGGUGGGGAGUAACACCGCGCGGCAACCAUCUGGGCCGCCCAGCCCUCGCUUCAACGGGCGUGCUGCCAUUGCUAAUGGCAAGCGGGGAAUACACCUGUCCGCCGGCUACGAUCUCGACGAUACUACCACGGGCGCCGAUGAUGAGACAACGCCUCUUAUCCCGUCGGGAACGAUGCGGUCGGGGAGGUCGGCGAGAGGCCGUAGAGGCAUGCAUAACUUGCGGUCCAUGGAAUCGCAGUCCUAUCGCCCGCAGCCCUCUUUCCUGAAUCGCUUCGCGAGCUGCCUUGUCUUGACAGUAAUGUUGCUACUCGUCGUUUCGGGAGCAAUAGGGUUCAUGUUUGCAACGUCACAGCCCCUCAUGAAUAUCAAGCUGGUGGGAAUGGAUCACGUCGUCGUCAGCUCGGAGGAGCUGAUGCUUGAUUUGACAAUCAGGGCGCACAACCCCAAUGUCGUGGUGGUGGUGGUGGAUUCGGCGAAUAUCGAAGUGUUUGCGAAGUCCCCCCACGCCGGUACCGAUUCGGAAUGGUAUCGCACACACCCCGGCGAAAUAAAAACCCCCAGGAAGCCGAGCAUGUCGAGACGAGCCAUUGGUACUCUAGAUGAUUCCGCAGACGAUCCGCCGCCGAGCGACUCGGCACCAAACAUGAAACUCGGUACAAUCACAGGCUUUGGAAGCCCACUCACAUUUGAGGGGUCGUUCUUCCACUCGGGACCUUCAUACUCAACAGGCGAGGUCCGCCUCCAUAACCCAGGCAAUGGGACGGUCGGUGGGCCUGAGCGCUGGGAGCGGAUCAUGGGGGAUGAAUUCCAGCUCAUCGUAAAGGGCUACAUCAAGUACACGCUCCCUCUGAGCCAGCGCGUGCGUUCACAAAUUAUCGAGGGCAACAUGAAAAUAAAGCCCAACGCGGCAAACGAUCCGAGUCUUCGUCCAAAUACGACGACCGGA